CGGAACCCGCGGCGGUGUUGAGUUGAGUUGCCCCAGUAACACACGCUUCCCUUGCCCGCCAUUAACUGCUCUUCUCCUCUCGCUCCCUGCCCCUCUCGAGAGCCUCCCUCACGCACUCCACCACGCCACCUCCCUCCUCCCAACCCCUCCCCCCUCUACAAACUCGUGUCUGAUAGACCCAUCCGCCCUCCGAUUCGCAGCUCGCGCUUCCUUCCAUCCCCAAAACCCUAGCUCCGCCUCGACCCCCCAGCAUGGCGCCGCGGAUCGCCUCCGGUGACGGCUAGGCGGCCUCCCGCGGGCUGGUUUGAUCCGAUAGGUGGAUUUGGCCCUUGUUGUUACUUCGUUUCGGUGGCGCGGCGCGCGGAUGGGGAACUGCUGGGGCGCGCGGAUCAAGGAUGGGAGUUCUCACCCUGGCGCUUCUUCAGGAAUGUUCUCAAAGAGUGGUGGUAAAGAUGGGAGUAGGCUUAGUGGAUGUAGUAGUCGAGCCUCUUCGGCUUCCAUGCCUCCAAGUGCGAAGACUGAAUGCGAGAUCCUGCAAUCCGCCAAUGUUAAGAUCUUCAGCUUUAACAAUCUCAAGGCAGCCACAAGGAACUUCCGUCCUGAUAGUGUGCUAGGUGAAGGAGGGUUUGGAUCUGUCUAUAAAGGAUGGGUUGAUGAGAAUACAUUAUCAGCUUGCAGGCCUGGCACUGGAAUUGCUGUUGCUGUGAAAAGACUCAAUCAGGAGGGUUUGCAAGGGCACCGAGAGUGGUUGGCGGAAGUUAAUUACCUAGGUCAGUUCUGCCAUCCCAACCUUGUCAAGCUAAUUGGGUACUGCUUAGAGGAUGAGCACCGACUGCUAGUGUACGAAUUCAUGCCCCGUGGGAGCUUGGAAAAUCAUCUGUUUAGGAGAGGCUCAUACUUUCAACCUCUUUCAUGGAACCUUAGAAUGAAGGUAGCACUUGGAGCUGCAAAAGGACUAGCUUACCUUCACAGUGCAGAGGCAAAAGUCAUUUACCGAGAUUUUAAGACUUCCAACAUUCUUCUUGACACAGACUAUUCUGCGAAACUUUCUGAUUUUGGACUGGCAAAGGAUGGUCCUGUUGGUGAGAAGAGCCAUGUGUCCACAAGGGUAAUGGGAACAUAUGGUUAUGCAGCUCCUGAAUAUCUUUCAACAGGUCACCUAACUGCAAAGAGCGACAUCUAUAGCUUCGGGGUAGUGCUUCUGGAGAUAUUGUCAGGUCGCCGUGCCAUUGACAAAAACCGGCCCUCGGGGGAGCACAAUCUCGUGGAAUGGGCUCGACCUUAUCUCACACAUAAGCGCAAGAUAUUCCGUGUCCUGGAUACCAGGCUAGAAGGUCAAUACUCUCUCAGCGGGGCGCAAACCAUUGCUGCCCUUUCUCUUGAGUGCCUGUCCUACGAUGCUAAGAUGAGGCCUUCUAUGGAUUCUGUGGUCACUAUCCUAGAAGAGCUUCAAGACUCCACUGAAGCAGAGAAGCACCAAGAACCCAAGGGUACAACCAAACAGGCACCUGCUGUAAGUGCUAGCAGGAGCAGCCGCAAGCCUCGCCGAAAAAGCUUGGGAGCGACGAAGGAGACUGUUCCAAAUCCAAGACCAUUGCUUCAUUCUCGUUAGCAAAUCAUAACUUGAUGAAGUUGGUAGCUAGCUUUUAGCUUGUGAAUAUGUUGUGUAUAUUGAGGGUAAUCAGGCUUUUGGCAACAAGUCUUUUCUUCUUUACCAUGAGCUGUUCGGUUUCAGCUGACUAUGGAUGGAUUUGUAUGUCUAAACUCAUGGCAUCAAGGGAGAGCUCAGCUCAUGUUCCAAAUCCUGAAAUCUUCACCUUUGUUGGUUUGCAGGCUGCCUUUGUUCCA
Molecule: messenger RNA, 1848 nt
Organism: Phragmites australis (common reed)
Lineage: Eukaryota; Viridiplantae; Streptophyta; Magnoliopsida; Poales; Poaceae
Product: receptor-like cytoplasmic kinase 176
Exons: 6
Coding region: 365-1612 (415 amino acids)
Biological process (GO): protein phosphorylation
Molecular function (GO): protein kinase activity; ATP binding
Source: RefSeq, a predicted model, not a curated record